Molecule: messenger RNA, 4283 nt
Organism: Notolabrus celidotus (New Zealand spotty)
Lineage: Eukaryota; Metazoa; Chordata; Actinopteri; Labriformes; Labridae
Product: GTPase IMAP family member 8-like
Exons: 4
Coding region: 200-2983 (927 amino acids)
Molecular function (GO): GTP binding
Source: RefSeq, a predicted model, not a curated record
CUUCUUUCUGCUCUCUGCUCUAGUGAGUCAGUUGUGUCUGACAUUUGUAUUUCCUUCCCCGGAGGUAGGAUGCAUGGCGCAGGAACAAUCUCUGGCAAGGUUAUUGGACGGCCCAGCUACAGCUUGUGUCUACCUCCGUGACUUCAAUAACUGAAGGAAUCUCUGCUUUCCACACACUUCAUACGAAUACAAAAACAUAAUGGAGGACCAAGACUUCAAUAAAGCACCUUCACCUUCAGCAUCUGCACCCCAAGUUCUGCUUUUGGGGAAAGAGGAAGAUAAAAAGACAGAGCUUUUCAACUUUAUAAUAGGAAAUAUUCAACCCUGGGAAAGCUAUUUGCCAAAGCCUUUUGCACAGAUGUCUUCGGUGGAAGAUGGAAAAAGGAGAGGAAAGCCUCUAAAAGUAGUAAAAACUCCAGAUGUUUUCAGUCUGUCUGUGGAGAAGCUCAGACGAGAGAUGAGGAACGCUGUGAGUCUUUGUCCUCCAGGACCAAAUGUUCUGCUGCUGUUAGUGAAACCUUCAAAGUUCACUGAAGAGAACAGACAAACACUAAAGUUCAUCCUCAGUCUGUUUGGUCAAGAUGCUUUUAAACACUCAGUGAUCAUCAGCACACAUGAGGACGGUCAAACAGACGACUCUUUCAGUCAACUCUGUAGACACUGUGCAGGAAGACACUACAAUAUGGCUGAGAAUAAUUACACAAUACUAAUGGAUCAAAUCAAGAAAAUUAUUCACGACAACAAAGGAGACUUCCUCACCCUCACUGAAGAGUUGAUCACUCUGAAGUCUGAACACAUGAAACCAGCUUUAAACCUGGUCCUGUGGGGGAGGAGAGGAGCAGGGAAGACUUCAGCAGCAAAGGCCAUUUUAGGUCAGACUGGUCUUUAUUCAGCCUCCAGCUCAUCAGAGUGUGUUAAACAUCAGGGAGAGGUGUGUGGACGUUGGGUUUCCCUGGUGGAGCUUCCUGCUCUGAGUGGAAAACCUCUGGAGACAGUGAUGGAGGAAUCACUCAGGUGUGUCUCCCUCUGUGAUCCUGAAGGUGUCCAUGCCUUCAUCCUGGUCCUACCUGUGAGUCCUCUCACUGAUGAAGACAAGAGAGAGUUAAAGAUGAUCCAGAACACCUUCAGCUCUCAAGUCAAUGACCUCACCAUGAUUCUGUUCACUGUAGAGUCAGAUCCUACAGCUCCAGCUGUUGUUAACUUUCUACAGAAAAACAAGGAAGUUCAGGAGCUCCUUCAGCUCCUUAGCUGUGGAGGAAGAUCUUUAGUUCUCAACAUCAAGGACAAGCAGCAGAUCCCAGAGCUGCUAAAGAAGGUGGAGAAAGUGAGACCUAACAGAGGCAACCCAUGCAGCUAUACAACAGAGAUGUAUGCACAUGCCCAAAAUGAAACGAUCAGCAAACUACAUGCUAAGUUUGGAAUCACUUGUGAUGAUGAGAAGCAGAGCUCAGAGGGUCUCAGGAUUGUGCUGAUCGGGAAGACCGGCUGUGGGAAGAGUUCUUCAGGAAACACCAUUCUUGAAAGAAAGGAGUUUAAAGCCAAAUCAAGUCAAAUAUCAGUCACUAAGGACUGUCAGAAAGAACAAGGUGAAGUGGACGGUCGUCCUGUCACUGUGGUCGACACUCCUGGUCUGUUUGACACGACUCUGUCCAAUGAAGAGGUUCAAGAAGAGAUGAUAAAAUGCAUCAGUCUUCUGGCUCCAGGUCCACAUGUCUUCCUGUUGGUGAUACAAAUCGGAAGAUUAACACCUGAGGAGAAGGAGACAUUAAAACUGAUCAAAGAAGGCUUUGGGAAGGAUGCUGAGAAGUUCACCAUCAUUCUUUUCACUGGAGGAGAUUCACUGAAUCGUGAUAAUUUGUCCAUUGAAGAAUACAUAAAAACAGAAUGUGAUGAUUCCUUCAAGAAACUGAUCUCUGACUGUAGAGGAAGAUACCACGUGUUCAAUAACCGUGAGAAACAAAACAGAACUCAGGUCAGUGAGCUGAUGGCAAAGAUCGACACAAUGGUGAAGACAAAUGGGGGCAGCUGCUACACCAAUGAGAUGCUGCAAGAAGCUGAAACUGCUAUAAAGAAAGAAAUGGAGAGGAUCUUAAAGGAGAAAGAAGAGGAGAUGAGAAAAGAAAAGGGAGAACUUGAAAGUAAAUAUUCAAGGGAAAUGAAGACAAUGGCAAGAAGAAUGGAAGAACAUAAAGCAGAAAUUGAAAAUGAGAGAAAGGUGAGAGAAAAAGCACUUGAGGAAAAGGAGAAGAAAAUGAACAGGGUACUUGCGGACAGAAGAGAAGAACAAAAACAGAGAGAGGAGGGUGACAGGACAAAAAAAAAACAGGAAGAAAUUCAGCGACAGGAGUACAACCAGAAACUUGCAGCUUUAGAGGAAAAAUUAAGAUCAGCGUCAGAAUCAAAGGGAACAGUUGAAAGAGAGCUAAAGGAGAGCAGAGAAGAAAGGAAAAACUGGGAGGUGAAACAAAAAGAAUGGUGGGAUAAAAGAAAUCAAGAGGAUGAACAAACAAAGCAGAAGGACCAAGCAAUGCAUAAGAAGCUUCAAGAUGAAUAUGACCAGGAAAGAGACAUUCUUGAAAUGAAGAGAAAGGAAGAGGACCAAGAAAGACAAGAACAGGAAAAAAAGGAACAAGAAGACAUUGGAGAGAGCCAUGCUAAAGAAAAGGAGAAAUUGAAGAAGAAAUAUGAUGAGGAAGCCAGAAAGAAAGCUGAAGAGAUUAAUGAAUUUAAAGAGAAAUAUAAAAACAAAGAAGACCAGCUAGCAAAAAAGCAGAACACAAUUGAAAACUUGGUUAAAUGUUUAACCACACAGAACGGAAAUCAUGAAGUCCUCAAAUUACUGACAAAACAAAAGCAAGAAGUAAAGCAGGCAAGAUCUGAUGAGGAUAAGAACAAGAUGCAGGAAAGACAUGAAAAAGAAAUAAAUGACUUGAUACAGGAGCUCUCUGCGACAGUCAAUCAAUCAUGGUGUUGGAUUUCAUGAUAAUUGACAGGGAUGUCGUACUAAAUCAGUCUUAUCUUGGCUGAUUAGCUUACUGACUGUAAUUUGUUAAACACCCUUAGCCUUUAUCACUUAAAACAUUAUUUUUACCUGUAAAAAUCAACACUUGAAUCCAUUUCUGAGAACUGCGAUCAAAUCUGUUUCCCAUUAUUGUUUCUAAGUCAACAUAGUCUGUUUACCUGAAAGAAUGUCUCCAGUGCCUAACUGACUUUAUGAAACUUUGGCCGACAGGAUAAUAGUUUAAUCAAAAAACUUUGUUUUCUUUUAAAUACAAGUAGCAAUAGAAAUUUUAUUUAUAAUGCUAAUUUCAUUACACUUAAGCUCAAUCUGCUUUACAUGGAGGAUACAAACAAAGAAAAACAAUAAAAACAGAAAAACAAUAGAUACACCCAACAUAUGUAUAUCAGACACAGCAAUAAAACAAACAGCAAGUGUUGCUGCACAUGCAUCCAGUCACAACAGUCAUCGUGUUAUUCAUACGCUCUGGAAAAUUAUUACGUUUUUAGUUUUGUUUUAAAAGACAGACAGUUGUGAUGGACCUUAAGUCAGCAGAGAGAAGGACUGCAGUAAGGCCCCUUCAUUAGAUUUUGGUCUGACUCUGGGUACACUUAAAAGUCUUCCACCUGAUGACCUAAGGGUCCGGUCGGGUUGUAGACUGUGAGCAAGUCAGAAAUGUAUUGGGGAGCUGAACCAUUGAGUGCUUUAUGGACUAAUAAUAGGAUUUUGAAAUUGAUUAUUUCUGUAUUGAACGGGGAGCCAGUGAAGUGUCUGAAGAACUGGGGUGAUAUGUUAAAGUUUUCUCGUGUGUGUCAGGAUUCUAGCUGCUGUGCUCUGAAUGAGUUGGAGCUGUCCUAUGGAGUGUUUGGACAGCCCCACAUAUGGGGCGUUGCAAUAAUCUAACCAGGUUGAUAUGAAUACAUGGACUAAUUUCUCGGCAUCAGUUUGGGAUAUUGUUUUCUAAAUAGUAAAAUGUUGCUCUUGUUGUAUUGGUAUGUGAGAUUUAAAGUUAAGUUCUGAAUCUAAAAUUAAACCAAGAUUUCUGACUUGGUUAUUGUGUAUGAAAAAAAAAGAUUUAACACAAAGGACAUUGUAUUUGUUGUAUCAGUGGAAUAAAAAUGUUAAGAUGUUCAUGAAGAUUACCGAUGGUGCAGCUAAAAAAAAAGUGUUUUAAAACCGCCUAUGUGAUGCAUGUGUAUGAUAAAGAAUUACAAUAUAGUUAACAAAUACUUUGACAUUGUUUUUUAAAAAAUGAUUUUAAACUGUUCAAACUAGAAUAGUGCAU